Messenger RNA from Episyrphus balteatus (marmalade hoverfly), 1511 nucleotides. Its product is annotated as arginine kinase 1-like. The transcript is spliced from 2 exons. Gene Ontology annotation, biological process: phosphocreatine biosynthetic process. Gene Ontology annotation, molecular function: creatine kinase activity. Bases 92 to 1261 code for a protein of 389 amino acids. The record is from RefSeq and is a predicted model, not a curated record. Lineage: Eukaryota; Metazoa; Arthropoda; Insecta; Diptera; Syrphidae.
AAAGUUAACAAAACUUGAUAUUUCAAUGUAAAUAUUUUUUAAAAAUUCAAAAUAUAAAAAACAAAUCUUUUGGCUUUCUUCAAAAUUAAAAAUGCUUUUACUCCAUUUUCAAACUCCACGGCUCAACUGGUUGUUUUUAAUAAAGCGAUAUAAAUCAACCAAAUUUGAAAUUAAACCUGAAGUUCUGGCAACAUUAGAUGAAGGUUAUGCAAAAUUAAGAUCAUCGAAUUCAAAUUCGUUGCUUAAAAAGCACUUGACUCCAGAAAUUUUCAAAUCCUUGAGAACCAAAACCACAAAAAGUUCAACUCUUUUAGAUUGCAUUCAAUCGGGCUUAGCAAAUCAUGAUUCUAAAUGCGGAGUUUAUGCCCCAGAUGCUGAAGCUUAUACAAUUUUCGCGGACUUAUUUGAUCCAAUUAUUCAAGAUUAUCAUUGCGGAUUUAAGAAGACAGACAAACACCCUUAUCCGAAUUUCGGUAAUCCAUGUGUUUUUGGCGAUCUUGAUCCUUUCAAACAUUAUAUUGCCUCAACUCGUAUUCGAUGUGCCCGUUCUAUUCGAGGCUACCCUUUCAAUCCUGGCAUGACAAAAAAGCACUACGAUGAUGUCGAAGACAUGAUUCAUUGUACUCUGUCAAAAAUGGGAGAUGAAUUUAAGGGUGUUUUACAUCCUUUAUUCGGAAUGAAGAAAUCAAUUCAAAGAAAACUUAUCAAUGAUCAUUUCUUAUUCAAGCCCGGUGAUCGAUUUUUGGAAGCUGCGAAUGCUUGUCGAUAUUGGCCAACUGGUCGUAGCAUUUAUCACAACUUCGACAAGACAUUUUUAGUUUGGUGCAAUGAAGAGGAUCAUAUACGUAUGAUAUCAAUGCAAAGGGGUGGUAAUUUAGGAGAAGUUUUCAGUCGAUUACUGAGAGGCAUUCGAGGUAUGGAAGCUAACAUUCCUUUCGAAUACCAUGACCGUUUGGGUUAUUUGAAUUUCUGUCCAACUAAUUUGGGUACAGCAAUUCGGGCAUCAGUGCAUAUAAGAAUUCCGAAAUUGGCAUCGGAUAAGACAAAAUUCGAACAAAUAGCAAAAAAGUACAAAUUACAGAUACGAGGAACUCAUGGUGAGCAUACAGAUGCAGAAGAUGGUCUUUAUGAUAUUUCCAAUAAACGUCGUAUUGGUUUAACUGAAUAUCAAAUUGUAAGAGGAUUUUGUAAAGCUAUUUCUGAAAUAAUUCAGUUGGAGAAGGCAGAAAAGGGUAAAACCACAAGCAAAAAUUCAAAGUAACAAAAUAGUUUUUAAUAUGAAUUUAAAAUCACACUUAAAGUACAGAUAAUAAAUGAUUAUUAUUAUCUGUGCUUAAAGCCUUAUUAAAUGAAUGAAAUUAUCGGAAUCAGUUGGCGCAAGAAAACUUAAAUUAAAAUUAUGAAACUAUAACGGAGAACCAAAUCAACAAAUCUAUUAAAUAUUUUAUGCUUAACCAUACUAAAUUAAAUGUUUAAACUUAAUAAAACAAAUUAUUUUAUAUUAAAACAAA